Molecule: messenger RNA, 1378 nt
Organism: Aureobasidium pullulans EXF-150
Lineage: Eukaryota; Fungi; Ascomycota; Dothideomycetes; Dothideales; Saccotheciaceae
Exons: 2
Coding region: 158-1378 (406 amino acids)
Source: RefSeq, a predicted model, not a curated record
GGUAAGAACAAGGAAAUUACAGGACGUUCUUGGUAUGAGCUCGAGAACAAAGAUUGCCGAUGAACAUGAGCACUCUUUGUUUUGAUUCAAAUUCAAAACUGCGAGGACUUCUCGACCCACGACCUGUCCAGAGAGGUAAACCACCAUAGAAUUCACGAUGGCCGCAACCAACGACAGCGAGAGACCGAAACCAAGUUCACCCCUUACGUCCCCCAAAAAUGACAAAAUCAUUGACAAGAAGGCUGCAAAGCAGGCCCGAAAGAAAGCAAAUAGAAAGAAUAAAAAGGGAGCCGCAGGAACAAAUGACUCACUGACUAUUGAAGUCGCCGCAGUCUCUGAGACGGAACCGACCAUAUCUCCGCGGACUUCACCACGCCUUGCAGCCUUGAGAGAAAAAGAGGAAGCGGCCCAGGAGAUUCUUGUAGCCUUGGAAGAUAAACAGGAAGCGGCCCAGGAGAUCGUUAACGAGUUGGAGCGAAAGAUCAAAGAGCUCGAAGACUUUGCAACAAACCAGAUCUCGUCCAUCAUGCAGAUCGACGAUGUUGCAUUGCGAUCUCCUCAAUUCUCCAUGUUCCCUGAACUACCCAAUCCAUAUCCAAUGGCACGAAAAUUCAAGUCGUCUGAAGAGCGGACAGAGGUCGGACAUCGACUCACCAGGAAGAUCCAUUUGCAAGAUGUAACGGAUCCUAAAAAUCCAAAGAACAUCGGACUCUGGGCAGUUUCCACCUACCUCGCAAAGGAGUAUAUCAUCCCGGGCGAGAUAAUCUUCGCGACGCAUGCUUUUUCCAACAAUGACCUCAAGCUCAAGUUUCCGAAUGAAUGUGUCCGGAUAUUUGCGGACGGUCCAGUGUUCUCAAAGUUUCGACCGAUGGUUGUAUUGUGGCACAACGAGAGCGGUAUGAUGUGUGCACCGAUGUACACACUGAGUACCAAGCACAAGUCAGCUAAGCAGAAGCUCGAUGACCUUUCGCUCGGGCGUCAGAAGGAGUUCAUGAGCAUUACCAAGGUUGGUGGCAAAUGGGAGGGCGAAGAUCUAGCUAACGCCAAUGGCCCCCCGCUACGUUAUGAGCCAGUGUCAGAUACAAAGGAUCUAGAGGAGAAGGCGUUUGUUGAUGUGGCGCGCAUAACUUGGAUCGACAGAUACACGAAUUUCAAGCCAGCACAAGCUUAUUUGACCCGAGCAAGUUACUUAAGAUUGCUGGAUGUUGUGACUUACAAGCAACACAACGACCAGUUGGAAGCUUGUGAAGUUCACGAACUCUAUGGUUGGCCAGAAACCCUCCCUAUGAUACCAUCACGGAAAAGGACAGCCGCACAGAGGGAAAGGUGGCUUCAAACAGGGUUGACCGAAACAGAGAUUGAUGCAGACGCGGAGUAG